Messenger RNA from Anthostomella pinea, 537 nucleotides. The record is from the annotation of a GenBank genome assembly. Lineage: Eukaryota; Fungi; Ascomycota; Sordariomycetes; Xylariales; Xylariaceae.
AUGACGUUGGAGGCGAACGAAGGGAGGCUGUUCUUCGCGCCAGCCGCGCCCAUCGGUCAUCACCCGCAAGGGAUACUCGACCUAGGCACGGGAACCGGCGUCUGGGUCAUGGAGAUGGCCGACAAGUGUCCCUCGGCCGAGGUCCUGGGCAUCAACCUGGGACCGAUUCAACCGGAUUUGCCCCAUCACAUUGCAAAUUCCUGUUUGACCAUGGAUCCCGUGAAGCAGCUGAGAGAUGUAUUCGAGAGAGCCGGCCUUGGGUACCGCCGUGUUGACGGCGGUGCGCAUCCAAAAUCAACUGACGGCUGCUCCCACACAAACCUGAAGCCCAGCGCGUGGCUUGAACUUCAGGACGUCGACGGUAUGGUUCACUGCGACGACGGCACGCUGCCACCUGACCUGCCGGUGCUCGUCUUCACCAACCUCAUGGUAGAAGCCUUGAAAUUCAGGACGAAGUCGCACGCGGCCGUCUUCGGGGGGCAGUACCUGGCUGAGUGCAGGUUUGUCAAUAUCGGGACGUGGCCAAAAGAUACAUAG